This is a messenger RNA of Octodon degus (degu), 945 nucleotides long. Its product is annotated as olfactory receptor 52R1-like. The transcript has a single exon. Gene Ontology annotation, molecular function: olfactory receptor activity; G protein-coupled receptor activity. Bases 1 to 945 code for a protein of 314 amino acids. The record is from RefSeq and is a predicted model, not a curated record. NCBI's taxonomy places the organism in Eukaryota, Metazoa, Chordata, Mammalia, Rodentia, Octodontidae. Gene Ontology annotation, biological process: G protein-coupled receptor signaling pathway. Gene Ontology annotation, cellular component: membrane.
AUGUUCACAUCAAGGAAUAGCUCUUCUCAUCCUAUGUCCUUCAUCCUGCUAGGAAUCCCAGGUCUGGAGAACUCCCAGUUUUGGAUUGCCUUUCUGUUCUGUGUCAUGUAUGUUGUGGCUGUUGUUGGAAAUAUCAUAAUCCUACAUAUAAUCCGAAUUGAAACCACCCUUCAUGAACCCAUGUACCUCUUUCUAGCCAUGCUGGCCAUAUCUGACCUAGUUCUGUCCUCCUCUACCCAGCCUAAAAUGCUGGCCAUCCUCUGGUCUCAUGCUCAUGAGAUUGAGUAUCAUGCCUGCCUCACUCAGGUGUUCUUCAUCCAUGCCUUUGCUUGCAUGGAGUCUGGGGUGCUCAUGGCUAUGGCCUUGGACCGCUAUGUGGCCAUCUGCUUCCCGCUGCGGCAUUCCAGCAUUCUGACCACAUCGGUGGUGAUCAAACUUGGGACACUCGUGAUGGUGAGAGGGCUGUUGUUGGUGAGCCCCUUCUGCAUCAUGAUCUCCAGGAUGCCCUUCUGCCCCAGUAGGGUCAUUCCGCAGUCCUACUGUGAGCACAUGGCCGUGCUGAAGUUGCUGUGUGCUGAUACCAGGGUCAACCGUGCCUAUGGGCUCUUUGUGGCCUUCUCUGUUGGUGGAUUUGAUAUUUUUGUCAUCAGUGUAUCCUAUGUGAUGAUUCUGAGAGCUGUGCUGCAGCUGCCCUCAGGUGAAGCUCGCUUCAAGGCUUUUGGCACAUGUGCUUCUCACAUCUGCGUUAUCCUGGCCCUGUAUAUCCCAGCCCUUUUUGCCUUGCUCACCCAUCGUUUUGGCCGUCAUGUGCCCCAGUUGGUGCACAUCAUGUUUGCUAAUGUCUACCUACUGGUGCCCCCCAUGCUCAACCCCAUCAUCUAUGGAGUUAGAACCAAGCAGAUCAGGGACAGAGUUAUGCGAGGGUGUUGUGGAAAAGACACCUGA